CGAGAGCCAUACGCGCUCUAGAAGCGAACGCUGCCUCAUCGAGUUCUGGAGGAAAUGCAAAUGAGCGAAGCAUGACGGAGUCUAGUGGAAGCAGGUUGAACGGACGUACGGAUGCAGCCAAGUUCUAUCGACAUAACACGCCUCUGCUGUCUGCCGCUGCUGCGUUGAAUAGUGGGAUCGUUGCGUUUGCGUUCUUCACUUUACGGGAACAUGCCAUCUCGCCUGUCCUCUCGAAUGCUCGAAGUAAAACAAGUGAUAAGUCUGGGCGCGGAGACGAAAACGAAAGGCCUCUGACAUGGUCUAUGAUGCGAACGUAUCAUUUAGAAGACUCGGCGCUUACGGGUGCGUUGCUCGGAGGAGGGUUGAAUGCCUGGAUGAAAGGUCCGAAAGGCAUCAUUCCUGGGAUGGUUACUGCUUCACUCGCAUGCUCUACUCUACAACUCAUCGUGAACGAGCUUGACGUCCGACGAAUACGAUACGUCUCUUCACGAACGUCACGUUCGUCUUCUAUCACCACUUUAAAUGCCGACGGUGUUAAUGUCUCUGAUUCAACGACUGCGGAAUCAGGAAAUACCCCAACUGACUCCGACUCACAACCUGGAAUGGGAGAACGCUUACUCAGACUCAUCGGGAUUACGAAAGUGGACGACACAGAGUACUUGCGACGCUUAAAAGCAAAACGGGAGAAGUACCUUGAGAGGAUAAGAGAAUUAGAGGAAGCAGAACAGACUCAGAAACUUGAAGGUGAAAGAGAGGUCGGAUCUGAAUUUGCAAGGGAUACUGGAAGUGAUAGGGGGAUGAGAGAUCGUAGGUCGUGAUAGGGCGUGCUGACCACAUAUUUUACUUUGUUUUAUCCAUAUAUUCG
Fomitiporia mediterranea MF3/22 is the source of this 865-nucleotide messenger RNA. RefSeq lists its product as uncharacterized. The record is from RefSeq and is a predicted model, not a curated record. Bases 72 to 818 code for a protein of 248 amino acids. Lineage: Eukaryota; Fungi; Basidiomycota; Agaricomycetes; Hymenochaetales; Hymenochaetaceae. The transcript is spliced from 3 exons.